AGCAGCAGCAGGUGGCGCUAGUUAGUCGUUGCUCAUUGUUCGAGCCAGGCAGUUGAAGCAGAAGCAACAGUUAACAAAAACAAAAACAUGGUCGAUGUGGAGCUGCGAGAACUUAUGCAACCCUUUGUGCUGAGCGAUUAUCAGGUGCAAGAGGUGUACACACGGUUCUGUACUGAGAUCGCCAAGGGGCUGAGACGCAGCACAAACACGCAGGCUGUCACGAAAUGCUAUCCCACGUAUGUGCAGGAUUUGCCAACGGGCGAUGAGAUUGGCAAGUAUAUGGCCCUGGAUCUGGGCGGCACCAAUUUCCGUGUGCUGCUCGUCACGCUUAAGGGUCAUCAUGACGCGACGGUCGAGUCACAGAUCUAUGCCGUGCCCAAGGACUUGAUGGUUGGACCGGGCGUUGAGCUCUUCGAUCACAUUGCCGAGUGUCUGGCCAAGUUUGUGGAGAAGCACAACAUGCAAGAUGCGUAUUUGCCGCUGGGGUUCACCUUCUCAUUUCCGUGUGUCCAGGUGGGUCUCAAGGAAGCCAUGCUGACGCGCUGGACCAAGGGCUUUAGCUGCCCAGGUGUCGAGGGCGAGGAUGUGGGCCUCAUGCUACACGAAGCCAUCCAGCGGCGCGGAGAUGCCGACAUUGCAGUUGUGGCCAUACUCAACGAUACAACCGGCACGCUAAUGUCCUGCGCUCAUCGCAAUCCCGAUUGCCGUGUGGGCGUCAUUGUCGGUACCGGCUGCAAUGCCUGCUAUGUUGAGCAUGUGGAUAAUGUAGAGCUGCUCGAAACGGAAUUCAAAAGCGAUCACAAGCAGGUCAUUAUCAAUGUGGAGUGGGGCGCCUUUGGCGAUAAUGGACAGCUGGAUUUUGUGCGCACCGAACACGAUCGCGAAGUGGACAGUAAAUCGAUCAAUUGCUCCCAGCAGCUCUUCGAAAAAAUGACAUCGGGCAUGUACAUGGGUGAGCUGGUGCGCCUCACGCUACUGCGAGCCCUCGAGCGGAAUACCAUAUUUAAGCUGAGCACUAAGCGAGCGGAAUUCGCCAUCGUUUUGCGGACAAACACAAAUAUAUUUGAGACGAAGCAUAUUUCUGAGGUGGAAGACGACUCCUUUCCGGAAUUCUCAAACACAAGGCGCAUUAUCAAGCAGCUAUUCGGGGUGGAGAAGGCCGCCGUCGAGGACUGCCAGAAACUCAAGUACAUAUGCGAGUGUGUGUCUAAGCGCGCUGCCACCUUGGUGGCCAUUGGUAUUAGUGGCCUAAUUAAUAGAAUUAAUGAUCGCAAAGUGGUCGUCGGUAUCGAUGGCUCUGUGUACCGCUAUCAUCCGCAUUUCGACGCCUACAUACGGGAAGUGAUGCACAAGCUGGUCAAGUCGGACAAGGAGUUUGACAUUAUGUUGUCGGAGGACGGAUCUGGGCGUGGCGCAGCGCUAGUCGCCGCCGUUGCCAGCAAAAUCAAGUGAACAUCCAACAGUCCAUUAGCUACUUGUUUGUUUCAGUUGAACUUAAUAAAACAUAAGCAUAAUUGUUAAA
Drosophila grimshawi is the source of this 1522-nucleotide messenger RNA. Its product is annotated as hexokinase type 2. Gene Ontology annotation, molecular function: glucokinase activity; fructokinase activity; ATP binding. Gene Ontology annotation, biological process: glycolytic process; glucose 6-phosphate metabolic process; intracellular glucose homeostasis. The record is from RefSeq and is a predicted model, not a curated record. Lineage: Eukaryota; Metazoa; Arthropoda; Insecta; Diptera; Drosophilidae. Gene Ontology annotation, cellular component: cytosol; mitochondrion. The coding region runs from base 88 to 1452 and encodes 454 amino acids. The transcript has a single exon.